Messenger RNA from Chiloscyllium plagiosum (whitespotted bambooshark), 7427 nucleotides. RefSeq names its product tripartite motif containing 37 (gene trim37). Gene Ontology annotation, biological process: aggresome assembly; protein monoubiquitination; protein autoubiquitination. The record is from RefSeq and is a predicted model, not a curated record. Gene Ontology annotation, molecular function: ubiquitin protein ligase activity; zinc ion binding; tumor necrosis factor receptor binding. Gene Ontology annotation, cellular component: ESC/E(Z) complex; aggresome; peroxisomal membrane. NCBI's taxonomy places the organism in Eukaryota, Metazoa, Chordata, Chondrichthyes, Orectolobiformes, Hemiscylliidae.
UUAUGGGAGGAAACCCACGCAGACCCAGGGAGAACUUGCAAACUCCACACAGACAAUCGAUGGAGGUAGGAAUCGAACCUAGUCCGUGGCGCUGUAAGGCGGCAAUGCUAACCUGUGCCGUCCCAAGGAGUUAAUAAAAAAGGAGUUAAUAUUUCAAGCCUGAUAAUGACUACAUCAGAACCCAUAUUCUGAAGCUUAUUAAUAGAGUAAAUUAAAACUAUUUUGGAUUUCCAGCAUUGCUGUAUCUUGCUUUUAUUACAAAGUUAAUAAAAUUGAUUUACAAUCAAACAAAAAAAAACAGAAAAACUCAGCAGCAUCUGUGGCGGGGAAAAGACAAAACUUAACAGUUUGAGCCAAGUACAACUCUCCUUUAGACAGUACAUUUGGAUUGGCUCAGGCUUGAAGGGCCUGUUCCUGGGCUUUGAUCAAGAUGGGGGAAAAGUACAUCACUCUCUUUGUAAACUAAGUCUUUGCAAAGUUUGGUUCCUCAAAGUCUCGUUGUAACUUUCACCAACUGGGCUGCAUGAACUUCGUUGCUAAGCAUUGUAUCCUUUCUGCCCGGAGUCGAAGACCAUAAGACAUAGGAGCGGAAGUAAGGCCAUUCGGCCCAUCGAGUCCACUCCGCCAUUCAAUCAUGGCUGAUGGGCAUUUCAACUCCACUUACCCGCAUUCUCCCCGUAAACACAUCAAUUAUAGUAGCUAUGGAAACAGGCUUUAAAUUGUCGCGAUAACUCCUCUGAGUAGGAGGUGCCCAAUAGAGGGUAGUUGCUAAACAGCCUGAGCCAUCCACGUUAUGAUUGGCCAACUCGAAAGAGCAAGCAAUGGUGGUUGGUUGGGCCAUGUUCAAGCUGCCCCCACGUGGUGUGACAGCGAGCAGGCGGGGCCAGAUCUUUGGGGGCGGUGGCGAGCCAUCCGCCUCCUGAUUGGCUGCCUCGUCUCCCCGGGUGACCAAACGGUCGCCUGCGCUUUUUGAAGAGGCGCGGGGUUGGGGAGGUAUAUAAAAAAAUACAUUACGAGAAGCGCAAAAAAGAAGUAAAACAGCGAUCGGUGAAUGAGUAAUCCAGUUCAGAGUGAGGGGAGAAAAGUAGUGUGACAGAAAUAGAGAAAAAAAACCCAUAAAACGUUGAAAGGUGGUUGGGGGGGGGGGGACCGGAUCUACCGUCAGAUGCACCGACGCCGGUCAGUGGUUUCUGCAACCGCUUUAGGCCGCAGGCUGAGGCCUACGCACAUCCUCCUACACUCACACACAAACCCCAGGGAUAACGUUACACUUUACAGGAGCAAUAAAAUCCUCAGUGACGCUGAGCGAGGGACAGCAGCAUCAUUAUUACCCUGGAUUGGACGACUACCUACCUUGGCAUCCUACUUCUGGGUGUGCAGUUCAGAAUCUGAUAUUUUGGCUGAAGCUUAACUUGUGACUUAUAAACCCUCUUUCUAUGCUGUCUAGAAAUAGUUUCAGCCUACAGCUGAGGAAGGAUGUAGUUUCGUCUACCAUAAAGAGAACAGCCUUUCUAGCCAAGGAGCAAGCAUUUGUGCAGCAAUAGCAGAUUCAUUCUUAAUCGUUGGUCCCUGGGUAUACCUACAAGGUCUGUCGAACUCCGCACGCCGUGAAAAUGGAUGAGCAAAGUGUUGAAAGUAUUGCAGAGGUGUUCAGGUGCUUUAUUUGUAUGGAGAAGUUGCGUGAUGCCAGGCUCUGUCCACAUUGUUCAAAGCUUUGUUGUUUCAGUUGCAUAAGGCGCUGGUUAACAGAGCAGAGAGCCCAGUGCCCACAUUGCAGGGCACCUCUUCAGUUACGGGAGCUUGUGAACUGUCGCUGGGCAGAGGAAGUUACACAACAACUGGACACGCUUCAACUGUGUAAUCUCAGUAAGCAUGAGGAGAAUGACAAAGACAAGUGUGACAGUCACCAUGAGAAGCUGAGUGUAUUCUGUUGGACAUGCAAGAAGUGCAUCUGCCAUCAAUGUGCACUUUGGGGCGGAAUGCAUGGGGGCCACACAUUCAAACCAUUAGCUGAGAUUUAUGAACAGCACGUUACAAAAGUUAAUGAUGAAGUGGCAAAGCUGCGUCGUCGAUUGAUGGAACUGAUCAGUUUGGUGCAGGAAGUGGAAAGAAACGUGGAAGCAGUACGCAGUGCAAAGGAUGAACGUGUCAGAGAGAUUAGGAAUGCUGUGGAAAUGAUGAUUGCGAGACUGGACACACAUCUGAAAAACAAACUUAUAACUUUAAUGGGUCAGAAAACAUCAUUGACUCAGGAGACUGAACUGCUCGAGUCACUGCUACAGGAAGUAGAACAUCAGCUGCGAUCCUGCAGUAAAAGCGAAUUAAUUCUGAAAAGUCAAGAAAUUCUGCUAAUGUUCCAACAAGUCCAUCGUAAACCCAUGGCUUCAUUUGUCACAACACCUGUCCCACCAGACUUCACCAGUGAACUGGUUCCUGCUUAUGACUUCAGUACAUUUGUUCUGUCAAAUUUCAGCACUUUGCGUCAACGUGCAGACCCAGUGUACAGUCCACCUCUGCAAGUGUCUGGACUUUGCUGGAGACUGAAGGUUUACCCGGAUGGAAAUGGAGUUGUGCGAGGCAAUUACCUGUCAGUGUUUCUGGAACUCUCUGCAGGACUCCCUGAAACAUCUAAGUAUGAGUACCGCGUGGAGAUGGUUCAUCAAGCCUCUAAUGAUCCAACUAAAAAUAUUAUUCGAGAAUUUGCUUCUGAUUUUGAGGUUGGAGAAUGCUGGGGUUACAAUCGUUUCUUUCGAUUGGAUCUUCUUCCCAGUGAGGGUUACCUGAAUAUGCAGAAUGAUACCUUGGUGCUCAGGUACCAGGUGCGUGCUCCUACAUUCUUCCAGAAGUGCCGCGAUCAAAAUUGGUACAUCAGCCAACUUGAGGUGGCUCAGACAGGUUACAUUCAGCAAGUCAACAAUCUCAAAGAGCGAUUGGCCAUUGAACUUUCACGUAACAGGACAGCACAAAGUUUAUCGCCACCCGACACACGCUUGAGUCCACAAACUAAUGAUUGCUUAGACACAAGGACAAAAAAGCUUGUUCAUAAUGAAGAUUUACCAGCAGAGGGAGCAUGUUCGGUAUUGCCGAACAACCAGGUGAAAGAGGAGGAUGAAGAGGACAAGACCGUGCAGGAUGACUCCAAUCAUGAUCUGUCUGAUGGUGAUUUGGACAUAGAAUGCCUCACUGUGGACGAUGAAUUGAUCCAACUUGAUGGCAGCAGCUCAUCUGCUAGUUCCACAGCAACCAGUAAUACAGAGGAAAAUGACAUUGAUGAGGAGACUAUGUCUGGAGAGAAUGAUGUUGAAUACAGCAACAAUAUGGAUCUGGAGGAAGGAGAGUUGGAUGAUUCAGCUGGAGCUUCCGGAGGGCUGAGCAACCGCAGCAGGUCCUCAAGAAGGGGCAUGGGCAGUCUAGCAUCUGCAGCCAGCUGCAGUCUACUCGACAUUGACCCAGUUAUUCUCAUACAGCUAUUGGACCUGAAGGACCGGAGUAGUAUGGAAAACUUGUGGGGCCUUCAACCACGCCCACCAGCUUCCCUCCUGCACUCUGCAGCUCAAUGUCGGAAAGAUCGUGAGCAGCGGAGACAGCAGACUGUGCGUCGAUCGCCUCCUAAUUCCGGGGUUCUGAAGAGAUUGAAGGCCCAAAUGGCUGAAGUCAGAAGCAAAAUGUCUGAAGUCAAAAGCCAAAUGUCUGAGGCGCGAAGUAACACAGUAUCAUGUGCUGAUUUGGGGAUGAAUUGCACCACUUAUGUAGGAGAACAAGGAACAUCAGGGACAUGUGGAAUUGACAACAUUCGGAGAAAUGAAUCUGGACUAGAUCUCCUUUCCAAUUACAUAUCAUUUGCAUCUACAAAGAAGUGUGGAUCUCCAAGACAUAGUCGCUCAGGUUCAGGGACUAGUUUCUCUUUCCGUAGAGCUCUGGAAUGUGGUGAUAAAGAUCUCCACUGUCAAGAAAAUUGUCAAUCCUGCACAACAGGACUGUCAAAGCCUAGCAGUAGACGAGGAUCACCACACUCUGUAAUCAAGGCAAAUGACUUGGAAGCUCCAUCAACCUGUAAGGCUGAGGACAGAGCUUUUACUGUUACUGCAUCUGACCAAUUCAGUAACACUGCAUUGAAUGGAUUGGCAGCACUUGAAAUUACACGGAAAGUUGCCAGUUUAGGGUCAGUAACCCAAUGCAGUUUAACAGAUAACCAGCAACGUUCUGAUUCUGAUAAUGCAAGCACUGCAGGAACACAUGUUUCACCUCUUGAGGGUACAUCGGAUAGGCCAGAAGAAGUUGCAUUGCUUCAGAAAAAGGCCCUUCAUUUACUUCCUGGUAUGAGCAGUGAUAGUGAGAGUGAAUGUGAAACUGAGAUUGAGGAGCAAGAAGGGAACAUGGCCUCAGAGCUUGUGACUCAUAACUUCACUACUCAGAAUUCUGGAGAAGCAGGUGAUUUGGGCAAUUCUGGAAACACCAAUUUUGUCAAUGGAGAUGCAAAAGAGUAAUCAUAAGGACCUUGUCCGUGGAAGACAUUUUUAUCCAAAUUUUGGUGAAACUGUGGAAGAGAUUGCUAAAGGAAUUUGCCCAUCUUUAAUAAGUAGGAUAAAGGAAAUAACCUGUAACAUCCCAUUUGAAGCUAAUGCUUGCCUGUUACUCAUGCAGUAUACCAGCUGUAUGUUGCAGCAAGAUCCCAGUAAACCUUUGCACUGAUGGAUUUUCUUUUUCUGUGUUAUCAUCAUUGGGAUGGAGUGAGUUACACAACCAUUUGAUGGACAGUCCAAAUUCUUGUUGAAUGUUGCCUUCAGAGCUGGUGUGGACUGCACUUUCUAUUCACAAGCCUGUCAUGCAACAUUCCUUCCAGAAUGUUUUCCAGGAUUUAGACUGUAUCUUCUAGGGAGGGGGAGGGGAGAAAAAAGUUUAAUAAUAAACGAUAAUGUAUUGGAAUGAUUUGCUUGCAAGUAUAAUCACUAAAGUGAAGUGGAAGAUGGUGAGGUUCUUUAAUUGAAGCCAGUUUACAAACAUACUCAGCAACUAGUUGCUGGUUGGGUGCAUCUUAAAUGCCACUUAAACAAAACUGUUAUUUUUGGAGCAGCCCAGCAGGCGAGUCCUGCUAUUAACAUCCUGUGCACUGGAUUAUUGGUGUCUCACUGCCAUUGGUUCUAACGUAGCUGAGCUUGUGAGCAGUCCAUUCUAAGUAUUCUCAAGCAAGUCAGAACACCUUUUCUCAAGCAGCCUACUUGCUAACUUUCAUAAAAUAUAUAUUUCUUUAACUCUUUCUGGGUGAGAGGGUGAAGGUUUCUUGCAAACAAUUGUUUUCUGCUCCUAAUUCCCAUUAUUUGGCCAGAACAACUGGCAGGCAACGUUAUGCUAGUCCUUUGUCUCUUUAUUGGCAGAAAAUAAGCCCUACUCCCCUGGACACAUCUGGUCUUUCCUCAGCAGAGUGCAUGACUAAAUUGGGGAGGUGCCAUGGAGGAGAAGGUGCAAUACUGUAACCCAAAAGUGCCAUUGUGCCUCUUGGGGUUAUCUUUUAUGCAGGUUGCAGACCACUGCCUAAGCUGAUUGUGAGAUUGUAAAAUAUCCCACUUUGGUAGACCAACAAAUUAAUAAUCUAAUCGAAUAUAGCAGUAAGUAGACAUUAUUGGCUGAUAUAAGGUGACUUUGUAAUUCCAUGCAUGCUAUGAUGCGAAGAUCAUUUUGGAUUCAUGAGGGGCAUUUACGGUGUAGUGUUGAAUUUUCCCUGUCUCUGAUGCAGUGAACACAGAAUAGAGUGAUAUAUUACAUAACUACUUAGCUAAACACUUGUAAAUUUGAUCUAUUCAUGUCUUUGUACUUUCUUUUAAUGUAAUGUGCAUUUUAGCAAAGUUACCUGAAUGUUAUGUCCUUGCUGUGAUUAAUUACUGUUAAGUGCCUGUGUUCUAACUGGCCAUGUUUAACUGCUAGUCCAUUGCUCCUCUACACAGUAGGGUUAUACUGUAGCUUUGAUUGCCGUGAGCAGUGGUUACUUGUUCCAUAGUUCUCAUUGUUGACACAGUUAUGAUUGUAGAUUUCUGGGCCUGAUGCUUAGUGUCUAACAUAUUUCUGAGCAAAAGUUCUCCUACAGUUUGGCACCAUUGUGCCCUGGAUCAGAUUGCACUACACCUCCAAAUCUUGUUGUGUAGAAGGAAACUCUGGAGAAAGAUUCAGUGGUCUGCUGGUCAGGAGUUUUAUGAGUAAUGAACUUCAGAUGUCUUCAGAAUUAAAAUUUAACAUACUCCAUCAAAAGUUGGGAAUGCUUUAGUCACGUUGUAAGAUUACUUGCAUCUGAUUGUCAAUUAUAAUUUUUAUGUUAAGGAUGAAGCUAAGAUUCCAACAUAUGCUUUCAAAUGAAUUUAUUUUCCAUCUAAGUACCCUGUUUAUUUAUUUCUAUCUCCUGCUUUGGAGCAGUUAUUCUGCAUGAUCCGCAAAUGUACACUUCUCUGCGAUUUGCAUUUCUUACAGGAGGCAAUCAUUUUGUAGAUUUCCUUUUUGUUAUGUAGAUGUACCUCAGUAGUGCAAACCACUGUCUUCCUCUGGGAAUUCUCAAAGCUGCUGGUUAAAGAGCUGGUUCCUUUCUGUUAAGAGAAGCCUUUACAUAAAUUCUGAGGCUUUAUAUGGGUGCUAAAUGUCUCCUCUACUCAGAGCUUCUCUUCAUAAUAGCAGUUUGUUCUGUCAGCGUUAGAACCUGACGGUAUAUUUUCACCCAGUGUCAUUGUCCUCAAAUUAAUUGUACUAAAAUUAAACAUUCCAUGUUGCUGAAAAUGAAAUAAUAGUUGCUGGAAUAAGUAGAUAUUUCUGGUAGUUUCUACUGGUUUGGUCGACAUGUAGACUCUAUACUUUUUCACCGACCCUGCUCAUAUGUGGAGAGAUUUUAUUUUUAAAUAUGUUUUCUACUAUUUGCAGUUCUUCUCUUGGAUGGCAAUAGAUAAUUUGCCCUAAAUGCAAGUGUCUUUGCUGUAAUUCUGCUUACGCACCACCAUCAGUAUUCACCCCCUCUCCCCUGCCCACCCCUCCAAAGAAAAGCUAACUUAUUCUGCCAGUGCUAUAUUUAACUCUGAACAUUUCAGGGUUUUUUUUUAAAAUGCAUUUUGGAGUCUUGGUUUCUGUGAAUUUAUUUUUGUGUUGUGCUUUCUGGGGUGGUUCUUAUUGAGGGAACUUACAGUUCGAGCAACAGCUCCUUUGUCAAUCAUUGCUAGUGGUCUAACCUGUAUAGUAGGAAGUUGCUUACUGAUGUACAGUCCCUGAGUGCUGUUUGUGUGAUACAUGGUGAAAUCCUGUCUGAAUGUGAUGCACCUUGUACUGUGAAAUACUGUUUAGAAAAGCUACGGUUUAUCUGUAAUGUAAUAUUGUGUUUGCUUUUUAAAUACUGUCUCGUGUUUACAUGAUCACAUUUAAGCACUUUUUUAGUUAAUAAAACUGAAAGAUAUUAA